AUGGUGUGUCAACCCCACGAUGACAUGAUGGCGCGCGUCACGGACAUUGCCGACGACUGCGCCCUCAACGCCACCUCCCAAGCUGACGUGCAAAGGAACAUGGACCUCAUCGCCGCCACCUGCGACAACUCUAGCCUGAUCAUCAACACGCAAAAGACAGUGGUUAUACACCGCCCGCCAUCCAACGAUGCCCUACAUCCGGACAACUGA
Spirometra erinaceieuropaei is the source of this 210-nucleotide messenger RNA. NCBI's taxonomy places the organism in Eukaryota, Metazoa, Platyhelminthes, Cestoda, Diphyllobothriidea, Diphyllobothriidae. The record is from the annotation of a GenBank genome assembly.